Schistocerca nitens (vagrant locust) is the source of this 1068-nucleotide messenger RNA. RefSeq lists its product as uncharacterized. Bases 1 to 1068 code for a protein of 355 amino acids. Gene Ontology annotation, cellular component: nucleus. Gene Ontology annotation, molecular function: DNA binding. Lineage: Eukaryota; Metazoa; Arthropoda; Insecta; Orthoptera; Acrididae. The transcript is spliced from 2 exons. The record is from RefSeq and is a predicted model, not a curated record.
AUGCCACCUGAACUUGAACUAAAAAUAGUUAAUUAUGUAACAACAAUGCAGUCUUUGGGCUUUGGACUUACAGUGAACCAAAUGAGAAGCAUUGUGUAUAGGGUUGCUGAAGCUGCAGCAAUCAAGCGUCCUUUCUCAAAAGAUAUGCAGAUGGCUGGCUGGUGGGAUGGGUUAAAGCAGCAAUAUAAUUUAAGUCUCAGAACACCAGAAAACCUGUCUCUUGACUGUGCUGCAAUGGCAAAUCGACCCCAUCUUAAUGACUUUUAUGACAGGAUAAAACAGUUAAUAAACAAACUGAAUUUAGGGGACAAGCCAGCACGACCAUGGAACUGUGAUGAAUUGGGGCUGUCUUACGUUCUGAAAUCUGGCAAGGUUGUCAGUCAAGUGGGCAAGAAAUACAUUUACAAACAAAGUUUUGGAGAAAGGGGAACCACGACGACUGUCCUUUGCUGUGUUAGUGCUUCUGGAAUGAGCGUCCCACCAAUGGUAAUUUUUAAAGGGGUAAGGAUGAGUGACAAAUUUUGUGUGUCAUCUAUGCCUUCAUUAAUCCACCUCUCUCUGAAAGGUUGGAUAAAUGCAGAUCUAUUUCUGGAAUGGUUUCAACAUUUCCUGGAGUGCAUCCCACCCCAUCGACCAAUAAUAUUGUUUAUGGACUCACAUGAAAGUCAUAUGAUCCCAGAGACGCUGUCUUUGGCAAGUGAUAAUGAUGUCCACAUUGUCACAUUUUCGGCCCACAUAACUCACCUUCUACAGCCUCUUGCGGUUGGGGUUUAUAAACCACUGAAAGAUUCGUGGCGGAAACAAUUGGCUACAUUUAUGACUGAUCAUCCGGGACAAAAACCACUUCGAGAUGCUGUUUCUGAUCAUGCUCUUGCCCCUUCCUCUGUUACACAGGGACAGAAACAAGAGUUAUCUGCCAACAAGACAGUUACGGUGGAAGACAUUCUAAAACUUCCAGUCUGCCAAAAAGAGCGUAAAGAAAUGAAACGUGAUCCUUCUGUAAAAAAAAAUUCAUUUGCAACAACAAGCCAUCGACAUCAGGAUCAGGCAUAUCGAAGAAAACAAUAA